UGUUUAUAUAGAUGUAUACUUCCUGUUUUCAUUGAAACGUUCCCUAUAAAUACAUCUCUCAGUAGCAACAGUAGCCAGCUAGCUAGUGUGUGGUAUGUAGCUCUGUGGAAUUAAUGGCUACUGUCACAAUUAAUGGAGUAAGUUUUCCCCUCGAGGCCAUUUACAUCGUUGGUGCUCUCUGUGGUCUGAUUGUUAUCUUCCUCUUCUUUAUUUCCUGCCUCUCGUGCAUCCUCUGUGCCCUGCCGCGACGAUCAGAGAGCCCCCGGGACAAGACAGAACCUCUAGUCCUCAAGUGGGCUGACACUGAACCUGGAAACGUGGAACUGCUGGCAAUGAGAACUCUCUCUGAGACAAUAUUAGAGCCAGCUACGACCACAGCGGACGAAACAAAGAGUGAGAAUAGCGAUGAGGAGGUCACUGCUGGGACAUUUGGCUUUCAGGGAGAGAUUGUCAAGAACCAGGAGAUAGUAACGGUGGAGUGCAACGAUGAAGACACAGAUACAAAGCAACAAGUUGAAGAAAGCCAGCCAGCGACUAGUACCUUUGGUGUCCUCUCUGACAAGCAACCUCUCGGCAGUGUCCAGAAGCCUGACCUUGUCCUGAGUACACCUGUGGUGAUAGUCCUGGAAGAGGCCACACCCACUAAGCCCCCCUCUGAUGACAAGCCCACACUUGACGAGCACACCACCCUCAUGUCUGAUACCAUUGAACCCCAUGAACCCAUUGUAGAUACUGCCAAGCCUACUGCAGCCAACAAGUCAACAGAAGAGAUCACUAGUAAUAGUACAGCUGCUGACACUGGCAAGAGCCUCGAACAACCCAACAGCCCAAACAUAUUGUUCAUGGACGAUAUUGACAAAGCUUUGGGGAUGAGCCCAUUGGACAUGCAGUUGAUGGACAUCCCGGGAACUUCCCUCUAGAACUCAUAAUUAGAGCAUAGCUAUAGCGUUUGUUAUGAUAGCGUUUGUUGUUCAAGCGUUUUGUUGUUCACAGGUGUUUAGUAAUAAAACAGAUUGUUUGUAAAAACAUUA
Molecule: messenger RNA, 1031 nt
Organism: Halichondria panicea
Lineage: Eukaryota; Metazoa; Porifera; Demospongiae; Suberitida; Halichondriidae
Exons: 6
Coding region: 114-920 (268 amino acids)
Source: RefSeq, a predicted model, not a curated record